Messenger RNA from Mauremys mutica (yellowpond turtle), 722 nucleotides. It is a transcript of the gene ATP6V1F, whose product is annotated as ATPase H+ transporting V1 subunit F. Gene Ontology annotation, molecular function: proton-transporting ATPase activity, rotational mechanism. Gene Ontology annotation, cellular component: proton-transporting V-type ATPase, V1 domain; membrane. The coding region runs from base 48 to 407 and encodes 119 amino acids. The transcript is spliced from 2 exons. The record is from RefSeq and is a predicted model, not a curated record. Lineage: Eukaryota; Metazoa; Chordata; Testudines; Geoemydidae. Gene Ontology annotation, biological process: proton transmembrane transport.
CGCCGGGGGUAUAAGCGGCGCCCGGCAGCCGUGGGCAGAGCAGCGCCAUGGCCGGGCGGGGGAAGCUGAUCGCGGUGCUGGGGGACGAGGACACGGUGACGGGCUUCCUGCUGGGCGGGGUGGGCGAGCUCAACAAGCACCGCAAGCCCAACUUCCUGGUGGUGGAGAAGGACACGAGCCUGACCGAGAUCGAGGAGACCUUCCGGAGCUUCCUGGCCCGCGAGGACAUCGGCAUCAUCCUGAUCAACCAGUUCAUCGCGGAGCUGAUCCGGCACGUGCUGGACGGGCACACGCGCUCGCUGCCCGCCGUGCUGGAGAUCCCCUCCAAGGAGCACCCCUACGACGCCGCCAAGGACUCCAUCCUGCGCCGCGCCCGGGGCAUGUUCACCGCCGAGGACCUGCGCUAGGGGCCGCGCCGCCCGGCACUGCCCAGCCGCCCGGCCCCCUCCCUCCUCGGCCCGCCCGCCCCAGGGGAGCGGCUGCUCCUGCAGUAGUUCUGAGCGAUGAAAAGCAUCUGCCUCCCCCUUCCCCCCCCCCCCCCGGGGUGAACUGCGGCCAGGCCCAGACUGGCUCCCCGGCGGGGCGUCAAGGAGGGUGCCAGAGCUGGCCCAGGCCCCUUGUUUCCCAGGGCCUCGGCUCCCCCUGCCCUCUGUGUGCUGCCGGAUCCGACUCGUCUAUGUUCCUGUGACGGUUGAGCUGUUACAUUAAAGCAGAGAAGCCCC